This is a messenger RNA of Elaeis guineensis (African oil palm), 4291 nucleotides long. The record is from RefSeq and is a predicted model, not a curated record. Lineage: Eukaryota; Viridiplantae; Streptophyta; Magnoliopsida; Arecales; Arecaceae.
CCCUGGCGGUCCAGCGCUUGACAGGUUGGUUGCUCUUGCAUCAUUCCCUUCCUUUUUUUAGCCGCGCUCACAGCGCUCCAUUUACAGGGUUUUUAGCCCAAUCGCUCAAAUUUCUGCCCUUGGCAUCGCUGGAAGCGACAACUUUUUUUUUUGAUAACAGAAGCGACAACUUUUGAUCUCCGAUCCUUCGCUUCUUCUCCUCUCGAUUCUUUCUAUUUUUCUUUUCUUGAUAUCAGGGUUUAUGUGUUUGUUUCUUGGGUUCCAACGGAUUCUAUAUCGAAUUUAGGGUCAUUUCCUUUGGUAAUCCAGAAGGGGAAUUGGUGAUGUUUACGCGGCAGAAGAAAGGGUGGUCCCUUCUGCCGAGGGCCGCUGAAAGGAGCAGUGGCUCGGUCCCAUUAAACCCUAGAGAUGGCAGCGGAAUGCUUCUUAAUAGGGGGAAUGGGAAGGGGAAGGAGAUUGCGGUGGCUGAGGCACGGCCUCCACCACCCCAGGCAUCUCCUGGGGAUGAUAAAGGUGCUGUCUUGGCCAGGGAAUGCGGGGAGGAGGAGGUCUGGAGGUCGUUUAGAGAGGCAGGCUUUCUCGACGAGUCUGUGUUGCAAAGAAGGAAUUGUGAAGCGUUUGCUCAAAGAAUUUCAGAUCUCGAGAAAGAGCUUUAUGACUAUCAGUAUAAUAUGGGGCUUCUCCUGAUUGAGAAGAAUGAGUGGGCUUCUAAAUAUGAAGAAAUAAGGAAAGGAUUGGCAGAAGCAGAGGAAACUCUAAAGCGUGAACGGGCAGCACAUUGGAUUGCUAGAUCUGAACUAGAAAGGCAGGAUGAGAAUAUGAGGAAAGCUUUGGGGGUUGAGAAGCAGUCUAUCAUUGAUCUAAAGGCCUUGCAUGAGGAGUCCGGGGAAAAUGCCGAAGCUAAAUUCAUGUUUGAUAAGAAGUUGGUUGAAAUUCAUGCUCUGGAGGCAAGUAUUGGGGAUGGAUAUUUGGAGAUUAAAGGAAAGCUACAUUCUGCAGUUCCUAGGCUAGCAGAAGAAAGCCAGAAGAAUCCAGAGACGGGCAGAAAAUUAGAGGAUGUGGAGGCUUAUGAACAUGAGAUUCAAAAAGAAUCCACAGCCUUUACAACUGGAAAGAGAAAACAUGAGGAGCUCACUCAACAAAGAGAAGAGUUGCGAUCUUGGGAACAGAAGCUGCAGGAUCGUCAGAAAAAGCUUGAUGAGGAGGAAAAAUUCCUUGAUGAGAGGGAGAAUGAGGCAAAUGAGAGAGAUAUUAUUCUCAUACAGGAUGAGGAAGAGCUUGAAGAGGCAAGAAAAGAAAUGGAGGUUGCUAAUAAUUCAUUAAAAAAUAAAGAGAAGGAUAUCAAUGCAGGACUGGAAGCUUUAGAUGCUAAAGAGAAGUUAGAGAUCCAGAAACUUUUAGAUGAUCACAACAUGAUUCUGGAUUCCAAGAAACAAGAGUUUGAGUGGGAGAUGGAGAAGAAAAGAAACAUCUUUGAUCAAGAGGUGAAAGACAGAUUGGACGCAGUGGAGAAGAAGUCCACUGAAAUCAACAUCAGAGAGGUACAAAUUUUUAAUAAAGAGCAGGAUUUGGAGAUUGAACUGCAGAAAUUGAAGGACAAGGAGAAAUUUAACGAGAUAUUGGACGCUUUAAAGGAGAGGGAGGACUCCAUAAGAAAAGAUGAGAAUAAGUUGCAGGAUGAAAAAGAGAAGCUAGCUAGAGAUACCCAGAAGCUGCUGUCCUCUCAAACUGAACUUGAGAAUUCAAGAAAUGCAAUGGAAGCUGAAAGACUACAAACUAUCAGGGAGAAGGAAAAUCUUAAAGUAGCCAAGGAGGAGAGGGCGCACCAUCUUCAACUGCAAUCAAAAUUAGAGCAGGAGAUUGGUGAUUACAGGAUCAUGAAAGAAUCACACAGAAAAGAAACCGAAGAGCUGAGAAAGGAAAGGGACAGGCUUGAGAAAGUGUCGGAAGUGCUGGAUAAUAGAAAAUUAGCAUUGGAAACAGAGCUAAAGCAGCUCAAUGUUGAGAAAGAAAGGUUUGAAAAAUGGCAAUGUGUUGAAGAAGGAAAAUUGAAAAAAGAGAGGCUGGAAUCAACCAUUCAUAUCCAGAGGGUGUUGGAAGAACUUAGACUGAUAAAGGAGACUUUUGGAAAAUCAUUAGUACACCAAUUGGAUCCUGUUGAAUUGUUCAAGAAGAAACAUGCCGAUAUCAAGGAUGCAGAUGCAUUGAAAAUUCAUAAGUUGAAUCCAGAUCAAGAUUGGCUGGAAGGGGAUAAAGAACUCUAUGUUUGUAGAAAUAAACGGGAAGCUGAGCAGCUAGAUAUUCAGAAGGACAUCAGUAUCCUCCAGUUAAUCUGCAAGAACCUGAAGAAUCAACAAGAAGUUGUGAUAAAGGAAAAGGAGCGCAUUUUUGCCCUGGCUGAGCAGCUCAAGUGUUGCAAAAACUGUGGGUUCAAAAUUGAUGAUGCAGAUAUCCAUGGUAUUCAAAUUCCAAACGGAACUGAGGGUUCGGAGAACAUUCUUCUGUCAACCAUUGCUAAUGACUAUUUGAAGGAGCCUCAGGAGGGUGAGAAUACAGAUGUAUCUCCUCAGGGUACAAGCCCUCCACAUGUUACCUCACGUGGCUGUGAGUCCUUGCUGCAAAAAUGUUCAAGCUUGUUCUCCCACAGAAAAGUGGUUAAUCAGUCUUCUGAUGGUCAUAUAAAGAAAUCCUGUUUAUUUGAUGCUCAUCUUGAUGCAGAGGCUCUGGAUGAUGAAGUGAAGUUCCAAUAUGUACCAUCUUUCAGUGUUGCGAACGCUGCUGUUGAUAUGUGUAGGGCUCGAUCUGUUGGUGGAGUUUCGUAUGAUGGAGAAUCAAAAGGACUAGGUAAAGCUAAUGAUGUGGCAAAACCUUCAUUUGGAGUGGCAGAUAUUUCCACUGAAAUGAUGAAAUUUCAGUCAGCCAAUGGUGCAACGGAGAUGGAAGGUGUGCCAAAUUUUCCCUUGAUUCAUGAACAGAAUGGCAGGGAGGGAUCUUUUCUGCUUCCUGAGACUAAUUCCCAGCUUCAGGCAUCGAAACAGAGACAGCACCAAUCCAGCUCGAGUGCUGGGUCUAAAAUUAUCAAAAGAACAAACUCUGUUAAGGCAGUUAUUGAAGAUGCCAAAGCUAUCACUGGGGUGAAUUCUGAAGAGAAACAUGAUAAACCUUCAAAUGGGGAAGACGGAUAUUCUCAGUAUGUUCAUGAAGAAAGCCGAGAUGACUCUGUUCAUGAUGAUCAGGUGGCAUCAAAUGCAGAGCAGAACACACAUUUUUCUGAUGCUUCUGGAUUGACAAACAGCGAGCUGGAUGCAGGGGAUGGUGAAGUGCAUUUUGAAAGUGUAUCAUGCCGGGCGCAUAGGAAAAGACGGCAAACUACAUCGCCUGGAACGGUAACCCCAGGAGUGAAGCGCUAUAACCUCAGACGCUCCACAAUCAUGGCCACAAUGACAACAGCCCAAGGAUCAUCCAAUCAGAGCAAAGGACAGAAGAAGUGAAGCCUAUGGCAGCCACAUUAGAAACAAGAUGGUGAAGGGUGGUGGUGGUGAUGAUGGGGUUUUAAGACAUGAAGUUAAUGGCGCAUUUUUGUCAGCAUUUGUUAGUCUCAAUGAGAGAAUCGCUUGCGUCUCAAGGACACCUAGGUGGGAAGUGACUUUGAAAGUUGUGAUUUCUCAUUUUAGCUGGAGCUUGACCUGUCAUUCCAUCCAUGUAUAGGAUAAUAAUUCCCUCCAAAAGUGCAUUUGGGUUUGCAGGAGGCUUCAACCAUUUGUUCUUAGCUGAAUAUAUGUGCUUCAAGCUGUAUCUCCACCCGCAGAGGAUGUUAUGCGGAUAUGCUAGGUGCAAUCCCGAGAUUGAUGGGAUGCCACAAAUCAUUCUUUUUCAAAAAGAUAUGUGGUAUCCCAUAUAUCGUUUUGUACAAGAGUCCAACUUCGAGUGCCAUGCCAUUGCUUAUUAUUAUUAUUAUUAUUAUUAUUAUUAUUUACUGCUGCUUCUGUUGCUGCUACUACUAUUAUUAUUUAUAAUUUUUAUUAGAACUAGGAUGGAGCAAGUCCAUCAAAACUCAAUCCAGGUCAUUGGUACCGUUUCCUGUAAGGGCCUGAAAUAGAGGGGACCCUCCUGCUAAUCCCUCGCUUAAUGUUUUUAGUUUUUGUUUCAUGAACAUGACAAUUCCUUGCUUAUCAGGGCCCAACAAUUGUCCCCUGUCCACAAGGUUGAGCUGUAAAAGAAUGAACGCAUGGUAGCCCUUGAGCACAUGAGCGCCACACAAUACUACCAUUUGUUAUAUUUUAUAUUAAUG